Messenger RNA from Laccaria bicolor S238N-H82, 642 nucleotides. RefSeq lists its product as uncharacterized. Gene Ontology annotation, cellular component: exon-exon junction complex; cytoplasm. Gene Ontology annotation, biological process: exon-exon junction complex disassembly. The transcript has 2 exons. The coding region runs from base 21 to 527 and encodes 168 amino acids. Lineage: Eukaryota; Fungi; Basidiomycota; Agaricomycetes; Agaricales; Hydnangiaceae. Gene Ontology annotation, molecular function: RNA binding. The record is from RefSeq and is a predicted model, not a curated record.
GAAGGAUUAUCUGUUCAAUCAUGUCCCGCCCACCCAUUAAUCCUGAACAAACCACCGCUGGCAUUGCUCUCGAUCCCCAAACCCUCGAACGCGUCAUCCCAGAGUCUAGACGGCCAGAUGGAACCUUUCGCAAGCAAAUAAAAAUCCGUCCAGGCUUUACACCGCAGGAGGAUGUCAGGCGCUUUCGUGGAACGAAACAAGCACAGAUGGACGUUAAUGCCUUGCCAAAGGGUCAUAUCAUUGGAUGGGCGCCACCCCCAACAUCAACAGCCGCGUCGGGAUCAAAUGGCACAAAGGCUUUGAGCAAGAGUGCCAAGAAGAACGCGAAGCGGAAAGAGAAGCGGGAGAAAGACAAGGAUGCAGUUCCAGAUAACUGGGACGACGAGGAUGAAGGGAGCAGCAAUACUACGCCAGUGUCGAAGGACUUGAAAGAUGGUGAAGCGGUCGGGCCAGACACCAAUGCUGGGAGCAGGGAGGCCGGAGCUGCAGGACUAGCGAGUGAACUAGAGAAAUUAAGUGUCAAAUAAUUGACUAUACGCUACGUUCUACUCUAGAUGCGACUGUGCGCGGGGUGGUAUACAGGCUGUAAUACAUUUGUAAAUUACCUUGGCUUUGACACGUUAGGUGUUAGGUGACCCAUUC